Molecule: messenger RNA, 975 nt
Organism: Colletotrichum scovillei
Lineage: Eukaryota; Fungi; Ascomycota; Sordariomycetes; Glomerellales; Glomerellaceae
Product: major facilitator superfamily transporter
Exons: 4
Coding region: 1-975 (324 amino acids)
Biological process (GO): transmembrane transport
Molecular function (GO): transmembrane transporter activity
Source: RefSeq, a predicted model, not a curated record
AUGGCUUCAUGGAUGACGGCCAUCUUCUUUGCCGUCAUCCUCGUCGCGGAGCUUGCUUUCUUGCCCGAGACGCUAUAUCCGAGGGACUAUAUGCUGUCCAAGACCAAAGGUGUCGUGUCUGGUGGCACGAACGGCUCCGUAGACGAGAAGGCUGUGGGAUCGGUGGCAGCGCCAGAGGCAGUGAAUGUUACGAGGACCAAGAAGUUGGGGUUCUUGAAUGUGAAGCCCGUGCCGGCAAUGAAGCAUCCCAAGCCAUGGGCGUCGAUUGUGCGCUUCGGGAAGUUGUUCAAGUUCUCUGUGGUGCCCAUCGCAACGGGAGUGUACUGCUUCGGGUGGUAUUGGUGGGUGCUGUCGGUCAUCACGAUGAUUCCCGUGGCCUACAUUGACUAUUCGCCGCAAGUCCAGGGACGUCACAGACUCUUCUUUAUCGGGUUGAUUGUGGGAACCUUGAUCUCGGAAAUUUUCUUCUCCGGACAGUUGAGCGACUGGCUUGUGAUAAAGCUCGCAAAGCGCAAUGGAGGCGUCAAAACAGCCGAGAUGCGUCUGUGGCUGGCUUAUCCCGCGGCUCUUCUCACCUCCAUCGGCCUCGUCAUCUGGGGUGUGAGUAUCGAUAAGGCAUACCACUGGAUGGUCGGACAGGUUGCCUUUGCUCUAUUCGGCGCGGGAAUUCAAAUGGGCAACACGGCUAUCUGCUCGUACAUUGUUGACGCGUAUCCGCUUCAGAGCAUGGCUGUGAUUACCUUUUACGCGGUGCUCCUCAACUUCAGCGCCUUCAUCGAUCCGUUCUUCAUCGCGCCUUGGGUGACGAGUGUGGGUUACACUUGGACGUUUGCAGGACACGGUAUCAUUACCAUCUUUUUUUGCAUACCGGCGCUGGGUCUAUUGCAUAGGUUUGGAGGCGCACUUAGAGCAAAGGCCGGAGAGCCGGAUUGGGUUAACCCGGAGUAUGAUCAUGAUAUUGUGCGGGAAGCUUGA